Xenopus laevis (African clawed frog) is the source of this 2779-nucleotide messenger RNA. RefSeq lists its product as uncharacterized. Bases 370 to 2589 code for a protein of 739 amino acids. The record is from RefSeq and is a predicted model, not a curated record. The transcript is spliced from 2 exons. Lineage: Eukaryota; Metazoa; Chordata; Amphibia; Anura; Pipidae.
UAAUAAACAGAAUCCAGGCUCUCUCUUCUCUUUCACAUGCAAAUGUACUGUCUGCACAAGCCGAGUUCCUGGUCACGUGACACCAUGAACAUUCUUUUGUGUUCCCACCCCUCUGCCUCGGGCACACAAGAGUCGUAUUUCCCUCUUUCUGAGCCUUCUGCUCAUGCUUCUAAUUAUAAAAGUCCUUCCCUCACGCCUAUUUUGUUUUCCUGCUUGACCCCCCUAUAGUCCGCCCACCCACCAGCCCAUAGAGGGGAGGGAGCAGGAGAGAUCAGAAGAGCUGUGUGUGAUCAGGAGAGCUGGGAAGGGCACACCAUUUUGAGCGUCGUAAAGGGCCAAUUUUACAGAUAUUCGCUAACAAGCAUAAUCAUGCCAAAGUGCAUACUAAAUGGAUGUCCUUACAGGACUGGACAAAAAUUGAAAUUUCCGGAUAUUGUACUCCAUCCAUUUCCCAAAAGUAUGGAAAUGAUUCGAAAUUGGCUAUUACAAACAGGGCAACACGCAGAGGAUGUUGAAUCACUUAGCCAAAGAAUAUAUCAAGGCUUGAAAACCUCAAAUUUUCGCAUGUGUUCAAAACAUUUCACACAAGAUUGUUACAUGCAAGUAGGAUCACGGAAAUGCUUAAAACCUAAUGCUGUGCCUACAGUUUUUGAAAGUUACAAUGUUCCAGUGACCACAUUUCUUACAGUUACUCCCUCUGCAACACUAAUUCCUUCAUCAAAAAGAAAAAGAGUAGAAGAUGAACAGGCAUCUACAUCAUCUGCUAUUGUUAGAAUUGUUUCACGCCUUGCUACUGUCGGAAGUCAGACAGCACACGUUAAUAUGGUCAAUGUUUCAUGCAUGACAUGUAGAAACAGUAGAAAUUGUUCAACCCAAACUAAAAAAAUUCUCAGUAAGGAAACAAGCACUCAAACAGAUGAUGAAUACGUCGCAGAAGAAGUGGCACAAGUUAGAAAAGACCAUUUGUAUCCCGUAUCGUUUUGCACUCCCUCAAGAAGUAAAACAUUUAGAAAUCUCAACAAAUCUUUUACUCAAUCAUCUCCAGCAGUUAUAGAACCGAAGUAUCCAAGUUUUGAUGUCCAAGAACUGUCAUCUUCUGGGGAAAACACUAGUGACAGUGACACCUAUCAAAAUCACGAGGAAAACAUAUCUGCAUCAACAUUUAAAAAAUCACCCAAAAAAUUUAUUAUUUACGAAGAGAAACUUGAUGCUUUAUUAAAUAUCGUGCGUUGUCAACACAACAUUGAGCCGCCAUGUCAAGCUCCCAUAGAUGACAUAAGAAAAAUUGUGGAUGGGAGCAUGGUGUCUGUUAAACUGUGUUGCUUAGCUGGUCAUGAAUCUCUUGUAUGGAACUCGCAACCAACCUUUGGAAACACUUCCAUUGGAAAUCUUGAAAUAGCGGGUUCAGUCAUUCUCUGUGGAGCAACAUAUCAAAAAAUGUGUGAUAUAUUCAAGCUACUAAACAUUCCCUUUAUUUCACACAGUAUCUUUUAUAAAUAUCAAAAGAAUUACGUGUUUCCUGCCAUUGAUUACCAAUGGAAAAAAGAAAAGGAAGACUUGAGGAAAACGUUGUUUUUGAAACCUAUGGUAUUGGCUGGUGAUGGGCAAUUUGAUAGCCCGGGUCAUUCAGCUAAAAUCUGUACAUACACCAUGAUGGACAUCAUUUCCAAAAAGAUUGUUCACUUUGACAUCCAACAACUUGGCUUUGGAAACACUUCAUCGGGAAUGGAGGCUGAAGCUUUAGAAAAAAGCCUCACUACUCUAAUUGAAAAAGAAAAAGUUGAAGUAGUAAUAGUAGCUACUGAUGGACAACCAAAAAUUAAGUCUUUGAUGAAAACCAAAUUCAACAAGAUUGACCAUCAAUUCGAUGUGUGGCAUUUGUGCAAACGACUGCAGGAAAAACUUUUGGAGGCAAGUAAAAAGAGAAAAUGCAAAGACAUAUUGAAUUGGAUUAGUGCCAUUACUAAUCACCUCUGGUGGAGUUCACAAACCUGCAAUCAAAAUGUGAAAAUUUUGCUAGACAAAUGGAAAUCUGUCCUGUUCCAUAUUGCCAACAGACAUAGUUUCGGUUCACUAAAAUAUUACAAAAAUUGUCAGCACCGAAGGUUAUCACCACAGGGAAAAAAGGAUGCUCGUUGGAUUGUUGCAAAUCACCCAGCACAUUCAGUUCUGGCAGAAAUAAUACACGAUAAGAGAUUUUUAGUGGAUCUUCAACAUGCUGAGAAAUUUUGUCAGACAGUAGAUUUGGAGAAUUUCCGCAGCAAAGUGUUGCGCUUUAAACCAAAAAGAUUGUCAUUCAGAAUGGACUCUAUGAUAGCUCAGACAAUCCUUGCUGUGUUAUCACACAAUCGAACUGUACAAAGAAAACAGGCCUUAGUGUUUGGAGAAAAACAUCGAAAAAUUGUCUUUCCGAAUCGGAAGAAACAGUGGGUGGCUGAAGUUGUCGAUGAUCAUCUAUUUGAAAUUCUACAUGACAGUGUUAAAAUGUUAACUGGACAGUUACAUCAUGAUUAUACUGGACAGUUACAUCAUGAUUGGUCUUCUACUUCAAAUGAGAUGCCCAAUAACAGCUACUGUGAAAGAGCCUAGUAGUAUUGCGACAUUUGUCACGCUUUUUAAAAAAAUAAUUGGCAGUGAACGUUUACAAUUCUUUCUGAACUAAAAAAAAAUACAAGUAUGGGACCAGUUAUCUAAAAUGCUUGGGACCUGGGGCAUUCUGGAUAAUGGAUCUUUCUGUAAUUUGGAUCUUCAUUCCUUAAGUCUACUAAAAAAUCUUGUA